AUGGAACCUUUGAGAAAUAGUCAAGUUUGCCCCACACCAUUAGUAAAAGAUUAGUAAGAGUUGUUGAAUACGAUCAAACCUUCAUCACUGUAAUGAAUCUUAACUUAAAUUAGAAAUUAAGUAAAUCAACCAGCAGGGAGUGAAAAUUAUUAAAGUAUUGAUAUAGAAUCAAAUCAAAAUUGUUCAGAUUUAUUGAAGGAUUAAUCAUUUAUUUUUAAGAAAUAUGUAGGUUUGAAAGCUCUUUUGCUUUAUUUUAUUUAACAUUUUAUAGCUUAGAUGCUUAUAUUAUCGAAUAUUUUUUUUGAUAAAUCCAAUAUUGAAUAGGGUGUUAGCACAUUUUUGAUUUUUACUUAUUUUGGGAUUAUUAUCAUGACUAGAUUCUAAUCAUUGUAAAAAGUAAUAAUUAUGCCAUAUUAAAAUAUUAGGUACCUAAAUCAUAUAUAAUAUUUGUUAUAAUCCUAAUUUUAGAAGCUUAAAUAUUUUCUUAAUAAUUAGAGGUGAUGAAUUAAUAAAUUUCUGAAAUUAGUCCAAUCUAAAUAGAUAAAGGUAUGAUAUAUCUUUAAAAACUCAAGAUAAUUUAAUUUUAAAUGAUGUUGGAUACUAAUGUUUUAUACUCUUUUUAGAAACGUCAACAUUAAUCAUCUAUUUAUUACGUCAAAAAGAAGAUUUGAAACUAAAGAGUAUUAUUAAAUAUCAUUAAAAUUUAGACUUUUUCAUCAUAUAUGGAAUAAUAAGUAUUGUGCCACUAUUACUUUCUUCUUAGUUUGCUUAUAUUUCAAUCAUUAUAUUUUAUAGAGGGUUUGCACUAUCUUUAACUAUUUAACAAUAAUUUAAAGGAAGAGUAAAUAAAUUAUUUUUAAAUUAAGUUCUCCUUAAAAAUCAAUUCAAUUUUUGGAAUGGCAAAUAGUUUAAAUUUAGGAUUUUUGAUACCUUGUAAUUGUUGA
This is a messenger RNA of Paramecium pentaurelia, 944 nucleotides long. The record is from the annotation of a GenBank genome assembly. NCBI's taxonomy places the organism in Eukaryota, Ciliophora, Oligohymenophorea, Peniculida, Parameciidae.